AUGCGCUCUUGCGGGUCCUCUGCUGCGUUGGAAAGCUCUGGCUUAUUGGCUUCUCCCUCUCCGUCUUCUUCUCCCACUGCGGAUGGUGCUGGCGCUGUUGCUGCUGGCUGCGGCCGUUAUUACUCCCGAGCAUACCAAGUCGUCGAGGCCCCUGCCCUCUUAAAAUCUUCCCGUUCUCCCCGUUCCUCCCCCAUUUCUGCCCACACUGCCCACACUGCCCACCGCCUGCGCCCACGUGGUCUCUCGUCCUGGCUUGCUGCCCUGGCUGCUCUCCCCAGCGCAGGCACACAGCUGAAGAACAUGAUAGCGUCAUCUCCCACGUCGGCUGCGCUUCUGCGCACUGAUUCUGCCCGUUCGCCUGCCAGUAGUAAUAUUGCCUUCCCUGCCUGCACUCAUUACUACGGUACCACAACUUCCCCCCCGCCAACAAGCCACCAUCAUCCACAUCUGCCUCCACCUCCUUCCCCAAGCAUCUCACGGCCUCGACGCCCCUUGUCCGAUCCUCAGCACAGUUUUGGCAUCGAGGAAAUACGAUCCGCCUUGCGGAGGCAGACCGUGGACGUCGGGACUCAGUACUCGCCCCCCCCCACCCCGGCAAAUAAACCUGCCCCUCCUCCCCCGCCCGUCUCAGCGGCUAACGAGACAAAAUUCACCGAUAAUAUCACCAAUGCCCAUUCGGGCCCACAGCAGGGCCAGGAGAGUAUACCUCCCCAGACCGAUUCGCAGAUGCCAUCGACGCUCGUUGGCUCGAAGCGCAACACCCCCGACACCGCCAGUCUUUAUUCCACGGCCCGCGAAAACGCACAAUCAAUUGAACCAGACAGCCCCUCGGGAUCCCUCUCGAAACGCCCACGGCCUGAAAAGCCAGCUGCAAAAGUCCUUCCGCGCCGCUAUGAAGAAGUUAACCCCCGCGACCUUGUCGUGUUGAUCUCCAGCAUGCUGAUGGAACUCAUUCGCUUUAACGACCAAAUCCCCCUGCGCGAUGGGCGCCUCACUCGUUUCCAUUCCCGUAGCCCCCCUCGGAUCUCCGUGCAAGAUUAUCUCCAACGCUUGACGACACAUGCCACCCUCUCCCCUCCCAUCCUUCUAAGUAUGGUUUUCUAUAUCGACCGACUCUGUGCGCUCUAUCCGGCAUUUACUGUCUCGACUCUCACUGUCCAUCGAUUUCUGAUCAGCAGCGCAACUGUUGCCAGUAAAGGGCUCAGCGACAGCUUCUGGACAAACAAGACCUACGCAAGGGUUGGCGGGAUCAGUGUGGCGGAGCUGGCGUUGCUGGAAUUGGAGUUUCUGUGGCGGGUCGAGUGGCGUAUCGUGCCGCAACCUGAAGUACUGGAGGACUAUUAUCGAAACCUUGUCGAGCGUUGCGACGAGUAUGUCAUCCUACCAGAAGAGGAUGAUGAUAAAAUCCAUCCUACAGGGGGUGAAGCUGCCCCCGCUUCACAUGUGGCUAAUGGCGGAGAAGCUUCUUCUUCUACCAUGCAACAAUAA
Molecule: messenger RNA, 1488 nt
Organism: Paracoccidioides brasiliensis Pb18
Exons: 2
Coding region: 1-1488 (495 amino acids)
Biological process (GO): regulation of cyclin-dependent protein serine/threonine kinase activity
Cellular component (GO): cyclin-dependent protein kinase holoenzyme complex; nucleus
Molecular function (GO): protein kinase binding; cyclin-dependent protein serine/threonine kinase regulator activity
Source: RefSeq, a predicted model, not a curated record